GCGCAGGGUCGCGCGCGGUAGCGAAGGAGGCCCCGUGGCUGCGAGGACCCUGCUCCGUUACCCGGCGACGGCCGCUCCCUGAGGGACCGCCUGUCGAUUGCCUGUUCCUUGACCCGACUUGAUCUUACACAUCACUGUUUGAGACUGCACCUGUAGAAAGAACAUUUUCCUUUCCCGUUAUAUUUUAAAUCGUAAUCAUUUUGAUCAUUUGCCCUUAUUGAGCGCUUUAGCAUCGCCAUCCAUAUACCUAAUACUAUGCUUAGGGCUUUGAACAGUAUCCCAGUUGAUUCUCCUGAUAACGCUAUGAAGUAGGCUCAGUUAUUUUAUAGCUAGAAAACCAGAGUUACAGAAAAAUUAAGUAACUUACUCAAGGCCACCCAGCCAAUUGAAGAGAAAUGGUGUUUUCUAUUUCAAAGUUGCUGAUGAAUUUUAAAUGGAAAUUCUUUGUUUCAUUGCAUUUCCUGAUUAUGUCUGUUCGGUGUGUUAAUCCCAAUUUAGAGCAAAUUAAGGAAGAGCUUCUUUACACCUGUAAUUCCUAAGAAUUUGGGCAUCCCUGGCAAAAAGCGUCUGAAUAUAGCAGCUUUGGGAUAAUGACUCUUCUUAUUGUUCACCUGAGUUAAAUAAGCAACUUGUGCACUUUAAUCUCCUGCCGGUACCUUCUGGCCAGCUGAAGACGUUUUGAAAUCUCAGCUUAAAGACAGCCAGCCAGCCAAAGUCUUAAUCUUGCCUUAACAAUGUUCCAGAGGCUGAAUAAAAUGUUUGUGGGUGAAGUCAAUACUUCUUCCAACCAAGCACCAGAAUUCAGUGAGAAAGAAGAUGAUGAAUGGAUUCUUGUUGACUUCAUAGAUACUUGCACUGGCUUCUCAGCAGAAGAGGAAGACGACGACGACAUCAGUGAAGAGUCCCCUACUGAGCACCCUUCGGUCUUCUCCUGUUUAUCUGCAUCUCUUGAAUGCUUGGCUGAUACAAGUGAUUCUUGCUUCCUCCAGUUUGAGUCCUGUCCAAUGGAGGAGAGCUGGUUUAUCACCCCUCCCCCAUGUUUUACUGCAGGUGGAUUAACCACUAUCAAAGUGGAAACGAGUCCUAUGGAAAACCUUCUCAUCGAACAUCCCAGCAUGUCUGUGUAUGCUGUGCAUAACUCCUGCCCCAGUCUUAGUGAGGCCAGCUGUGGAACUGAUGAACUUCAUAACCCAAGUAGUCCCAGAGUGGAAGCUCAGAAUGAAAUGGGGCAGCACAUUCAUUGCUAUGUUGCAGCUCUUUCUGCUCACACAACUUUUCUGGAUCAGCCCAAGAGCUUUCGCCCUUCCCAGUGGAUAAAAGAACAUAGUGAACGACAGUCUCUUAACAGAAACAGUCUUCGUCGCCAAAAUCUUACCAGGGAUUGCCACUCUCGGCAAGUCAAGCACAAUGGCUGGGUUGUUCAUCAGCCCUGUCCACGUCAGUACAAUUACUAAGAAUUUCAAGUUGUAUUGGUUGGUUUCUCUUGGUUUGUACAUAAGUGUGUGGAUGUGUGUAUAUGUACAAUGAAAAUACUGUCUCUUUACAGCCAACUGAUGACCAAUCACAUAGUUUUAUCGGUGUGUUUAGACACUAUCUUGAAAACUAGAUUUAUAUGCUGUAUAUCACAUAAUGCCUUGCUCUUAACAUUUACUUUUUUGUAAAUUUUUUCAGAUAUUUUUUGAAACAUAUCAAUACAAUGACAGUGUUUGAUGUUUGGGGAUGUCUUUAAAUCUAUUAAGGUGUACAUGAGUUAGCAUUUUAAAGACAUUGCUUCCCAAGUACAAGAAUGGGCAUCUUUCGAUUUCAUUUUGUUUUAUUAAUCAAUCUUUUGAGUAAGCAAAAAUUUAUUCUCAGGGUCAGCCAUAGACUAUUGACCAGUACUUGAUAAUCUUUUCUGUAUAUAUGAAUACAUUUUUACACACUAACAUAAGCAUUAACCAGGUGAUAGUUGCCAUGGAUAUAAUGGAAUUAUGGCUGGACUUUUUUUUUUUUUUUGAAAGAAAACUUGAUAUAUUUCUGAGUGUAUGGUUUUUUUCCUUUUUUUUCAGAUUAGUCAUUCAGUUCAUUUUGGAAUUCAGGUACAUUAAGCUUUAGUGAACAGUGCAUUCAGAAAUUCCAAUGUGACUAUGUGACAUGGUACAGACAUCACAGGUGUUGUGUGCAGAGGGAUUAACUUAGACCUGUGAAAUUAUAUUUGGAAAAAUUCAUGUCUACAACUGACCUACUAGUCCAAUAUUUAAGUUGUUUCAAUUUCUUCCUGCCAUCUCUGCCCCUCCCCACCUCACAUUAGCUAUAAAUUCACAAGUACUUGCCCAGGAACUUGUGUGACUUCUUAUUUAUAUCUGCCCAGGGGAAAAGAGGCUUCCAGUUCCAGGGAAAAAUACUCUGUCGUGGGGCUGCUCCUGCCAAGUGGCAAGCAAGGGUGAGGGGGGACUUCCGGUAAUGUCUUUCGUAGCUUCUAAGUAGAGAGUGACAGGCUUCCUUGACUUUUUACGUUUUGAUUUAACUUCAGACAAAAUCUUUAACCACUUUGGCCUCUUGUUUCUUCCACCAAGGAGGGAGUAGUGAUACUUAUCUCCCUCACAGAGUUGUUGUAAGGGUUGUAUGCUGAUUUGAAGUGGGGCUGUCCAGAACUGAACCUUGUAGUAAAUUCCAAGGGCCUUUCUGCUAAAUCCGGUGAUGCCGUGAGGCUGAGGCAGUUUCUCUGCCACAGUUGUUCUUCACAGUGUUGGUGCUAAUGAGGCCAGGGUGUAGGGUUCGAUUCAUAAGUAGGCCAGUGCAGAGAAAAUCUCUUUCCUACCUUUAGGCAGUCACUUCCUUUUUUAGCAGUUGUGAUGGGUUUUGUUGAGCCAUCCACACUCUCACCAGUUUCCUCUGAAAUUAAGUAAUUAUACAUUUACAGUCUGAAACACUUUCUACCAGCAGAGCAGUAGUGUCUCAUUCAUAACCAAACAGCUUAUUUUUCCAUCUUCUCUUCAGCCCUAAUUAAAUGUAUACACAUAUACAUGUCUGUAAAGUAUUUUCAAGGAAAAGAGCAGAAUUUAGUUAUGUAAAGUAUUAUAUUUUUCAAUAACCCUGCAACAGCUUGAUGCAGGGAAUACUGGGAGACUUUCAGGGAAGAGCUGUGCUCUUUUCUGACCAUUUGAAGUUGAAAGAGGUCAGAUAUGUUAGCUAGGUUUUGGUUCUGGAUUGUUCUUCCAUUGGCUAUGGUUAAUGCCAGGAUGUCUUUUUAGAACAAGAAUCUGGACUGUCCCCUUUCUCCUAAUUGCCCCUUCUGUUUUGAUUUUCUCUUUAUUUAUUUGUUUUCUAAGUAGGGGCCAAGUCUGUAAAGUUUUGUCAAACUGAGUUAAAAGUUAUUUUGUUACUAUUUGUGUUUACCAGAGUUGGGAGAUAAGGUAGAGCUUUCAUGAAGGUGUGUAUGUUUUACACCAUGUCUGUUAUAGGGCCAUGUGUCAGUAACUUGAAAAUAGACCAGCUAAAUGUCUUCAGGAUGUAAGCCUCUGAAUACAUGGGGUCUCUUUUUCAUAUAUUGCAUGCAAGUUGUUAGUACCUCAAGAGAUACAAAAGUUCAGCCAUGAGAAUUUGUUCAGCAGUAUGAACAGUUUUGUAUAUAGAGCUGUGUAGUGGUCUCCCCCCACCCCCCAGAUUUCCUGAUACUUUAAAUUCAUUCAUAUCUCUUACCAGUUAAUUGAAUUUUUGUUUGCUUUGUCUGAACCUAGCCUUCUAUGCUUUGUACCUUAAAAACAAAAAAUUUUAGUCACUAGGUUAAGAUUACAACACCAGCUGUGAUAGACUGUGGUUUCUGUGUCAGUGUCUAAAGUUUCUAAAAUUGGCACAUGUAAGAAUUGAAGAAAAUGGUUAUGUAAUUCAGUUGAAGUUCUUGGUCAUUAGAUGUUAGACAUCUACUGUGUGUAGGACACAAGGCCAAUAAUAACACAGAACCAUGUUGACCUGUUAAGUAUUCUCUGAAACAUGGCCAAAAAUGCAUUUUAUUAUGAGCUUAUUAUUAUUUCUGUUAUAAACAUUAGUGGUUUACAGUGUGCUUUAGUGCAUAUUUCUUAAACAUUCAAGCAGUGAGAAAUAAGACCCCUUUGAGUUUAGUUUGCUCUGACUGUUUCUAAACUGAUAACAGAAUAUUACUUGGUGUGCUUUGUGAACGCAUUUCAUUAGCUUUUAUAAUGCACCAUGCUUCUCAAAGUUUGUUUUUGUUAAUAAAAUAUUUUAUAAUAUAUAUCCUAUGUUUAUUACUUUUUCCUCCUCAACCAGUUGAAUUAUGUACUGCACUGUAAGUCUGAAGAUUAGAGCCAUCCAUUAUUUAUCUUCUGUGGCAAUGCAUUUUAUAUGGUUAGUUGGGUGGGGAAUUUUUUGCAGAAAAUGCAAAGUAAUUAGAUUUUUUACUUCCUAUUGCAGAUGCCCUUUUAAUAUUAAUUUCCUGAACAUUUUUCCAAUUCCCAUACAAACUGUUCCUGUUUACAUAUCUUCUCUGUUGUUAGUACUUUGAUCCUAGGGAGAAAACGGUUUACUUACAACUUGAGAGUGCUGUUCAGCUUUGCCUAUUGGUUUUGCUUCUCUAAUCUGUAUAAUACACUGGUUUGUAAUCUGUGUCUUUGUUGAAAUCUGAGUUUCUUUGCUAUUUCUCUUCCUCUUCAAUGAACUAUAUUUAUAUUGUCUUUACCUAUCCUUAAGAAAAAAGAGCAAGGAAGGGUAUCUUUGUUAUCGUCAUUUUCUUUGAGAUGGAAACAAAAAAAUGAAGGACUCCAGCUAGAAGGUAGACAUUACAUUAAAAUAGACUAGUUUAAAAGUUCGAGUUUCCAAGUAUUAGUUUUUGUUUUUAGAAUCAGUUAAGAGACUGCUCCUUGUUCUAGGAGAUACUAGUAUGUGUUUGCAAUGUUACCUUAAAAUUAUCUUUUUAUAAGACCUAUAAAUACUGGUUAAACUCUUUUUAUAAGUUGGGCUUCUUUAUCAUGGAUGGUUGCACUGCCAUCAGCCAUGCUGAUACAUUAUAAAUGGCAUCCUUGUCUACUUACUGUAAUGCUUAAAAUCUUAUAUAAAAGGCUUUUAUUUAGAAAACCUAUAUAAUACAACAGUGUCAGCCUUGCCAAGAACCAGUUUCACUUGAAAUUUGACACCAACUAAGGUGGUUUAGGGUGGAGCAAGAGGUACUGGAAAGCAUAUAGAUAAGGUUAUCUUUUCUUAUUUGCAACAGUAUCCUUUAUGUGGGAGAAAAAGUUACUGUUCAAAGGAAGGCAGCUUAAGUGGAUAAUGUUUUAUGUAUCAUUGAGAAUUUUCUUUAUGACAUUUUUAAAAGUUGUAUAAUUGUUGAAUGUGCAGUUUUGCUCUGUGUUCGCCUAAAGUUUUUAAUAUUUGUUUUCUAGGUGGACUUCUAAAAACCAAACCAGUACUUGGGGAGGUUAAAUGUGUGUUUUCAGGCUUGGCGUGAAUGAGUGGUUUUGCUUGCUUUUUGGUUGUGUUUUCUUCCAGACGUUUUGAACUUUAAUCAAUAAUUGUGUGUGUUAUUAAAAAAAAAAAAGUGACUUUUUUUUUCUGCAGUAAAAUUGUGAACACAUUUUCUUUUCAAUGGCAGGGUGUGAGUUAUGGAAACUGAAGAGUAUUUUAGAUUGUACUAUGUGCCUUUCUUAGUGUGUUUCUGGACAAAUUUUUUUUCAACUUGAAAACUCAAGGGACAUUUGGUUCGGUUACAUGUAUACUGUGUAUCAAUCUAUGCAUAAAAUGGCAGCUUGUUUUCUUGAGCCACUGUCUAAAUUUUUUUCUGUUUUUAUAGAAAUUUUUUAUACUGAUUGGUUCAUAGAUGGUCAGUUUUUUACACAGACUGAAUACAGCACUUUGCCAAAAAUAAGAGUAGCAUUGCUUAAAUGUUGUGUGUUAACACUUAUUCUUUGAAAUUGGGUUCCGUGCUGCAUUUUGCACUGCCUGGAGUUACGGUUUUUAAUCUGUCAGUAAAUAAAAUGUCCUUUAACUUCA
Molecule: messenger RNA, 5982 nt
Organism: Nycticebus coucang (slow loris)
Lineage: Eukaryota; Metazoa; Chordata; Mammalia; Primates; Lorisidae
Gene: TP53INP1
Product: tumor protein p53 inducible nuclear protein 1
Exons: 4
Coding region: 735-1454 (239 amino acids)
Biological process (GO): autophagosome assembly; positive regulation of DNA-templated transcription
Cellular component (GO): nucleus; autophagosome
Source: RefSeq, a predicted model, not a curated record